GAAGUGGGCGCCAUGUCCCGUCGUCUGUCCCAGAUGACAGAAGAGGCAAUGACUACAAGCGGUCGCGCGGGACGAAAAGCCAUCCAGGAAGCCGGCUUCGAUGCGGAGCUGCGCGCGAAGCUCGAGGAGCGAAUCGCCACGGCGGAUUUCCGGUCCCAUAAUGCUAGCGCAUUCGCGGAGGUAGAUAUUCCAGGAAGCGCGGGGAAGGGGACUAGGGACCUGGCUGGGGCGACGCCGUGGACUGGGACAGAGUCGGCGGAAGAUACGGCGUUGAGGAUGCUCACGGAUGCGCAUAAGCCGUUGCAAGGGGAGAUCAAGGCAGCGCCUUUCCGCGGAGUGCCUAUCAGGAUCCAUGUGGGACGAUCUGCGAGCCGUGCAUCAGUAGGGCAACGCAUUUCAGAAGCGAAGGAGCGGUCGUCCACGUAUGGCAUGCUGAAGGACUCCAGUAUGUCGGAGGAGGAGAAGGAGGGGUUCCGGAAGGAGAUGUGCGAGCGGUUUUCACCCGGCGGAAGGACCAUGCCUACCACGGUCCAAGGGCUAGCGUCGCUUGCGAACGAGCGGAUCGAGGACGCGAUCGCACGGGGACAGUUCAAGAACCUUCCGCGGGGAAAGCCGCUCGAGAGGGAUUACAACGCCAGCAGCCCGUUCAUCGACACAACGGAGUACUUCCUGAACAAGAUCAUCCAGAGGCAGGACAUCGUGCCGCCGUGGAUCGAAAAGCAGCAAGAGUUGGUAUUGGCCGCCGGUCGGUUUCGCUCGCGGCUACGCAGCGAUUGGAGGAGGCAUGCGGCGCGCAUGAUGGCUAGUCAAGGGGGGACGCUGGAGGAGCAGGUUCGUAGGGCAGAAAUGUACGCCGAGGCCGAGCGACGGGCGAACCCAACGGUCACGAAGGUGAUGGUGAUACAAGAGAUUAUAGACAAAGAUCACGUAUCGGGCAUCUCGUUGACUGGAGCAUUAAGAGGAGGGAAGCAAGGGGUGACGACAUCGGAUGUGGUCCAGGUAUCCUCGCCGACAAUCGACACGAGCACAGAAAAUCCCACAGUCACGGUGACCGCCGAGGUAACUGAAAUUCCUGAAUCCGCGCCACAAGACCCACCGCCAUACUUCAGUCGACCAUUCCGCGAUCCUGAAUGGGAGAAAACCGAACUUUCGUACCUGGGGCUCAGCAUCGACAACCUGAAUUCCAUCACGCGCACCUACAACCUCCAAGCGCCCGAUCUUGCUAAGAAGCCAUACUACUCUCUCGAGCGGGAGUUGAACGCUUGCUAUGCUGACGUCGCGCCCCUUCUCGCCUCCGAGAUAGUGGAACGAGCCCGUGCGCCGAUCAAGAAGGGCGAUUUCAGGUCCGGCGAAGGAGGAGUGCUAGCUGCUAUAGGAGGGUCGAUAGGUGCAGGCAAAACGAAAGUGCAUGACGAGGGGAGGGGGAAGCAAUACGGGCUACGAGAAUUUUGGCGAGACCUGUGG
This is a messenger RNA of Eremomyces bilateralis CBS 781.70, 1464 nucleotides long. RefSeq lists its product as uncharacterized. The transcript has a single exon. The annotation marks the transcript as partial. Lineage: Eukaryota; Fungi; Ascomycota; Dothideomycetes; Eremomycetales; Eremomycetaceae. The record is from RefSeq and is a predicted model, not a curated record.